Messenger RNA from Procambarus clarkii (red swamp crayfish), 11815 nucleotides. It is a transcript of the gene elgi, whose product is annotated as E3 ubiquitin-protein ligase NRDP1 elgi. Gene Ontology annotation, biological process: protein ubiquitination. Gene Ontology annotation, molecular function: ubiquitin protein ligase activity; metal ion binding. The record is from RefSeq and is a predicted model, not a curated record. Lineage: Eukaryota; Metazoa; Arthropoda; Malacostraca; Decapoda; Cambaridae.
GAGGAGGGAGGGGGUGAGGGUGGGGGGCGGCGCCCCGGGCCGCUGGUGGUGGAGGAGUUUGUUGGUAAACAGGCAGCGGCGGCGGCGGGGCCAGACAUGACCACCUCGCUCCUCCAGGCUUCUUGACCCCCACACCUCCCUCCACCACUCUGAUUUUUAUGUUAUGGGUUUUGACCUGACGAGGUUCCAGGGGGAGGUGGAUGAGGAGCUGCUCUGUCCUAUUUGCUCUGAAGUUCUGCAAGAUCCUCUCCAGGCUCCUUCAUGUGAACAUGCCUUCUGUAGCGGCUGCAUCAAUGAGUGGUUGUCCAGGCAGCAGACUUGUCCUGUUGAUCGCCAGCCUAUUACCUCCUCCCAGCUUAAGUCCGUUCCAAGGAUACUACGCAGUUUACUUUCAAAGUUGUAUAUAUCAUGUGACAACAAACCUCACGGUUGCACUUCAAUUGUUAAACUUGAUGCUCUGAGCUCUCACUUGGAGGAAUGUGAGUUCAACCCCAAGCGUCCUGUGCCGUGUGAACAAGGAUGUGGCCUUGUUGUACCUAAGGAUGAGUUGAAGGACCAUAACUGUCUUCGUGAGUUGCGAACUUUAAUACAAAGUCAGUCUGGUAAAAUUGGAGAGUUGCAACAAGAACUUGCUGAAAAUAAAUACCAACUUAACGAACAGAAACGAGAAAUACAGCUCUUAAAGGAUUUUAUGCGAGCCAUGAGAAUCAGUAACCCACAGAUGAGAGCGAUAGCUGAUCAAAUGGAGCAAGAUGAGGUUGUGAGGUGGGCCAGUUCCUUAUCACGUGCGCGGGUCACUCGCUGGGGAGGCAUGAUAUCCACUCCUGAUGCUAUGUUGCAGGCUGUGAUUCGGCGCGCCUUGAGUGAGUCGGGGUGCCCUCCACACAUUAUUGACCAGCUUAUGGAAAAUGCCCAUGAACGGCGGUGGCCACCAGGGUUAUCCACGCUGGAGACCAGGCAGGUAAUGAAUCGUCGACAUUACGAGAGUUACAUCUGUAAAAGAGUACCAGGGAAGCAGGCGGUAGUGGUGAUGGCCUGUGAUAAUCGCCAUAUGAACGAUGAUAUGCUUCUUGAUCCUGGUCUGGUGAUGAUCUUUGCCCAUGGUAUCGAAUAGGAAGCAGUGAGUGUGACUGGUGCUAUGUAUGAACUUAUAAAUAUGUUUUAGUACAGUAUUUCCUCUGUCUAUUUUUGGAUUCUUGUGUUCAGAUGGUUACAUCCUAUGUGUAUAAAUAUGUUGGCAUGUUCACAGCUGCAUGUAAAUGGUUGGGGAAUCUCCAUUUGAAUUUGGAAUGUUUUCAUGUGGCCCAAUAAAAAGAAAGUUAAAUUAAAGGAUAUUGUAAAUUGUCUAUCUAAAAAUGAACUUAAAAUUGCAACUAGGACAAGGAUGAGAUGUUGCUUAGAAAUUAAUAACUGCUGCUUAUUAUUCUUAAAUGCCAAGUAAUAACGUGAAAAAAAAAGUCAUUCGAUUACAUAUAUAUUUAUUAGAAGGUUGCUCAUUCUGCUGGAUAUUUUAUGCCUACCUGUAAUUGCCAUUUGAAUGUAGAUAUUAAAUUGAAUUGUAUUCAUAUUCAGUUUUAGACACCCACAUAGUAAAAUAUGUAACAGAUUAAACCUGAAAUUCCUGCUGCUUUGCUAAUGUUAUCUUUCACGUUGCUCACCUAAAUAUGUAGUAAAGCACAGUCGGCCGUCGUAUCCCCGAGGCUACAAUCGGUUGUUGUAUCUAUGCUGACUUAAAUAUCUCCAAUGAGUCCAUGUCUUAUAAUUAAUAUUGACAGUCAUACUGAAUUUUGGAUGAAGAUUUCUUUAAAGCAGUUAGUGUUUCAGCCAAUAAUGAUGUCUCGGGUUAAUGAAGGCUUCCUGCAUAAGCUUUAUUAAAGAGAUCAAAUUAUGUAAUCAUGGAUAAUUUAACAUUCAUAUUUCCUUGUGUAAGAAAUGGCUUAUUUUACAUGAAGGUUUAUAAUAUUCCUUUAUAAAGUUUUCAAAAUACAAGUCAUGAACAUGGGUGUAUUAACAUGCAUGUUAAUAAACAUACCAGUAAAUAUGAGUCAUAAAAACGUGGCUGAACAUAUGACCAAACUACACACCAGAAGAUGAAGAAACGGCGACGUUUCGGUCCGUCCUGAACCAUUAUCAAGUCAUGUGUGAAUUGAUAACACACACGACUUGAUAAUGGUCCAGGACGGACCAAAAUGUCGUCGUUUCUUCAUUUUCUGGUGUGUGGUCUGGUCAUCUUGAGUCACAAUUAUUAGUGACAGGAAGUGACCUUAGGAACACACAUUAGUUGGCCUUGUGAAUCACAAGGUUAUUCCUGGACCACCCAGCUAUUAAAAUAAGAAGAAUGUAGGGUAUUGAUGUGCAUCAGUGACUCUGGUCACAUUUUUGCAGUACUGUAUUCAUCAUUUAUUUUGUGAGAAUUUUUAUUUUUCUUGGGAAUCAAAUUAUUAAUCCUUUCACUGCAUUAGCUACCAAGUGAUGUGAUGACUGGUUCCUGUGUCUGUUCAGCCCAAAUUGUUUUGCUUCACUACAUCAAUUUUUUAUCCACAUGCCAGUCAUGCUUCUUUCUGCGCUUUUCCCUUGAUUGGUUCCUUAAGGCAGCAUCCUGUACGUAUCCACACAGACAUAUUUUGCAAUUCAGGCUCUGAUAUGCCCAUAAACAUUCAAAAUAGUCUGAUGACAGUGUGGUAAGUUAAAUUUCAGCCAUCACAAAAACACACAUUUACUACCACUCACAAAAUUAACAUUAGAUGGGAUAAACUAUCCUAAACAAUAAUUUGAAUACAUUUGCUAACUACUGACUGGGAAAUCGGCCAUUAUCCAGACUGUCAUCUGGUUGCAGCAUCACCACCAGCUUAGGUUUAGAGAAGCCAGUAAAGUCACAUGUAUAUUAGUGACUUUAUGGGGAGGCAUCUCAACUGAGAUGGCGGGAAUGAGUACAGUACUGUUGAACUGUUGAAAGGUGACGGUGCUCUGGAGCUCAAGGGAGUACAUGUCUGGUAUGUUCAACAACUUCUAUGAGAAUGAGGAAGAGAGCUGAGGCUUGAUCAGCCAGGCUCACACUUCACUCAUUUAAGUAAAAGCCUAUAGACAGAGCACCAAUUAGGAUACAGGUUCAACCAUACACCCGCAUUUCAUUGGCUGAACUCGGGCUUUGCUGGUGUGGCAGGGAGAGGGAGGAACAGGGUUACCAAUGACCUAGGGUUAGGUCAAAGUGACUCAGGCUGGUACCUGCUACACUUCUCACAAGUCAAGCCUGGCCUCAGGCUGGGCUUGGGGAGUAGAACUCCCAGAACCCCAUCAAGCAGGUAUCAACAGCUAACUUGAAGGGUGAGCCUUCCCCCUCCCCUCAUGAUUAUACAAGCUAGUUGUAUAAACUCUCUACUAGCAUAUCCAGGCAUCAUUUGUCACCACACACGAUUUAUGAACUACUCGUGCGAUUUCCAGUUCAUAGACACCCGACACCGAUGUACUCGUGUCCUUAGAUGGGCAACUACAAAUGCUCAAUGCAGACCUGCACAGCAGCUAUAGGGUACAAGACUUGCCAAAAGAACGCCUUUCUCUUACAUACUUAUAGACUAGCCUUUUACAUUUGUAUUCUUAAGUAUACAAAUUCAAUGAGAGGUGUGAGCUUGUUUUUGUUAAUCUCGUGUAUAUUAGGUUUAAUUUGAGACAAGCACACUCGUCUUAUCAAUACAAAGAUGCCUUUCUCUUUUCUGGUCAUUGAUAUUUGUUAGAGCUGAAAGUCUCUGUUCACAACAAUACAUCAUUGUUCUUGAAUCUUCCCACCACACUUUGCAUCCUCUCGCCGUAACUAUUGCAUUAAUGUCUUUUUUCCCGAGCAAUAUAACUAAAGCAUUUGGAAAGUUUCUGGUAAUGGUGCGUGAGCAAGUUUUUGUAACUUGUUAGUAAAGAAUUUCUCUGGUGUCCACAUAUGCAACUGGCUGAAGGGAGCAAACAAGUGGCUUCAGCAAACAUGUGGCAUGACAGUAAAUUGUAAUGUUGCAUAGUUGAAUGUUCAAAGCAGGGAUUUGUAGGCUAUACAUGAAUAAAAAAAUUACUUUGAUCAUACAUCUCAUGAAAAAUAUAGAUAUUGAUAAUAUUAUUUAUAUAAUAUGUACUUGGUAAAAAGAUUUGAGAAAACACAGUAAUUUCAAGAUAAGGUACUAUAAUAAACAUAGUACAGUAAUUAUAGCAGUGUUUUGGGCGCAGCUGGAGGUGUUAUUGCACUCAGGAGGGAACUUUGAAUUUGCAUUGUCUGUACGAUAUUUUCCUGUGGGAUGGACACUUAAUUUGACACCACGAGUAUAAUAAUAAUAAUGUCUGGCAUUGAAGGCCCCAUGAGCUGUGCCUGGUGCCAGCAGAUUUAGUGCGUAUCAAGUUGACUGUGGGGAAAAAGUCUAAUGUGCUUGUUUAUCUACAACUACAGUAUAGUCAUUCAGCAAUAUACGUAUUAAAGAUAUAUAUAGACUAACGUUAUAAAGAUUCGAUAAGAACUAUUGAGGAAAACGAAAAUUAUAGAUUUUAGUAGAUUAAUGGUUUUUGUUUGUUCUGUGAAAAAGCUAAGAAAGUGAGGUAAUAACUCAGUUCUUGAACCAAAAUUUUUAUUUUAGUAAUUGUGUAAAUAUUUUUUUCAGAUUUCUUUUUUCUUUUUUAUACUGUGCAAUAUUAAAUAUGAUUUUCCAGAAUUCCAUAGGACAUAAAGCAUUUUAAUAACAAGUAUGUUUGGUUAAAUGCAGUCCUGAAAGGAUUAAGAAUUUUGAAAAUGUACAUAGUGUAUUACAUUGAUAUGAAGAAUAUCCUCUUUAUACAUUUGUAAAUUGUAAUGUAUAUGUGAACAAAAGUAUUGUAUAUCAGAUAUUUUAGGAGUAUAAAAUAUAAGGAAAAUUUCUUAGGUUUGCCUACUGUCAUAAGACCAGUGUGAGAGAGCAUGUUAUGGUACAGUACUAAAAUUGGUCAAAAGAAAUUUGUUUGCAAAAUGGUGUACAACAUGGUAAGCAAUAAUUGUGUGAGAGUUGAUCAUGCCUUUAUUAGUUAAUCAACCAGUUAAUGUCAUUAGGUAUUUGUACAGUACAGUAUUUGUACAGUACAGUAUUUGUACAGUAUGCCAAUUUAUUUGUGUGAUGCACAGUUUGGUUUGGAAUACAAUGUAUAGUAUGGUAAAUGUGUGUUCUUGCCGAGUGGCAACCGCACUGGGCAGGUGAUGAUAGCAAGGAUGGGUAUUUCAGUGGUUAUCAUAUUUUGCAACAGAUGGUUGUUACAGUGUCAUGUUGAGAAGGAUGGGUGUUACUUUAUGCACUUUUGUAAUUUAUUACAGUAUGUUCCUCCGAGAUUGAUAAAGGUGUGACUUGGAAAAUGCAGUCAGCUUCCAGGAGAAGAAAGGUGAUCAUAUGAACACUUAUGUGGCUACAAGAAACACUAUGCGUGGUCUUGUAUACAUACCACAACAUACAGUGGUAUGUUGAUAUUCUCAACAUACCACUGUAACAACCAUCCAUAAAUAAAAUUCAAAGUAAAUGCCCCCUCUACUCUAGAAAGUUUUCCCUGCCUGACUACUUGAAUUUGGUCUAUGCCACAGUGAAUACUUACAUUAGAAAGCAACAGUGAUUACAGAGAAAGUGGCUUUACAUAUGGAAUCGGAGCCUUAUUAUUAAUUUUUUUUUUUUUUUAAUAUUUGCAGACGUGAGGAAAAUAAAUUAUUUAGGUAGGGUUCAAAGAAAGCUUGUAACAAGUGUGGCAAUCUGAGGUGAUUUAGGAUAUUUCUUGUAAAUGGUGAAUAAUAGUGGUGUCGAGUGACGCAAUUACUUGUCGUUAGUGAUAUAAUGUCUGGUUGGGGAGGGGAGUUGACACAUGGAUGUGUUAAGGAGAUGCAUGUAUAAAUUAUGCUGCAAUGCUAAUAUAAAAAUGUGAAAUCUAUGAUCAUAUAAUUGUUGAGCCAUAAGACUGAAUUUAAUUGGAUGUAUCAUGUGUUAAAAUGAAGAGAUUUUAAUGGUUUCUUCUAAUUUGUUUGAUGCUCCUCUUAUUUGCUUGAAAUAGGUUAAUGUUUAUACGGAACUAUCAUUCUUAAGGUACCAAUUAAUCUUGAAAGGUGUCGUGAGGUUAGUCGCACGUUGCCAUGCUUCUCGCUUUUCACCAUGAACCUGAGUACCCGCCCUUCCAAUAUCUUCCAUAUGUUUAUUAGGAUAUUAUCUUGGUUGUCUACAUGUCACUGAGUACAAGUUACGUACUGUACUUCCAGUAGAUUAAGUGCUUUAUUGAAUUAGUUUGGAUGAACACCGCUCUUAAAGCGACCUGUCCUCUUAAAAAUAACGUUGCUUUUGGCCGUUUACCCAUAAGGCCGAAAGUGGACGUAAUUUGAAAAUGAAAAAAAAAAUGAAAAUAAGUUUUUUUUUUUUCAACAACAGUAACCUAACCUAACCUAAGUUAAAGGUCCUCCGAUAGUUUAGGUGGGCAGGAAAAUCUCAAAGUUUCAAAACUUUAAUUGAAAGUUUUCACUUCUAACCUGUCCGCUGCAUAAGCCGGACGACUCAAACAGAAAACCGAACAGUACGUCACUUUUGCGAGUAGAUUUCAUUUCAAAUUAUGUCCAAAUUUGGCCAUAGCGCGCAUGCGAGCCAAAAGUGACGUUAUUUUUAAGAGGACAGGUUGCUUAAAGUGCUAACAACACGUUAGAUAAAUAUGCAAUUGAGAGUACAGUAUUGUAGUUUGCAUUGUUUGAGGGCUUUCUAUUUACACUAUUUCACUUGAAAUGAUGUUCAUACACAGCAGUAUUCUAGUCAACAUGGGAUAAGUGCUGGAAGGAAUAUUUUUAGGUGAUCUCUUUGGAACAAUAUACUGUAUCCCAUGAUCUUAAGUGUGGUAAUUGCUCUUUUCCCACAGGGAAAUUAUUCAUGAUAGGAAAUGGGUAUGAAUUAAACGCCUAAUUUCUGUUCUCCAUUUAAAAUCACUACUGCAUAGUACUACAGUAUAUUGAAAUUGGACAUUGUAUGCUUUGUCACUAAUGCACAUAGUGAUACUAACUUUUGUUGUGUAGCAUAAUAUGAAGGUGUUUAUAUUCUCACUGAUGUCAAAUAUACAGUACAGUACAGUACUCAGGAAAGCAGGGAAGCAAAACAAAUGCUUUUUUGUAUAGACAACAUUUCAUUUAUGCUCUUGAAUUUUUAUUUGAAUUUUGCAAAAGGCUAAUUAAUAAAUUGGACAAUUUUCAAAAGUAUGCAGCCAGAACUAGUUUUAAGUGUGAAUGUGUGUUGCUGUAAAUGCACACAGUAUACCUAGAAGAUAUGUUAAUUUUUAAAUUUAAUACUGUGAGAAUAGUAUUUCUUUCUGUACGUAAUCAAAAUUUGAAUAUUUUAAGUAAAUGUUAUCCAGUAUAGGAAUGUGUUGCAUGGAAUGGCAGAUAAGAACAGCGUUAAUUGUUUUGAUCUCUUGUAAAGUAUAAGGUAGAGAUAAAAAGGUUGUUAAUGUUAUCAGUGCUUUGAUUUUAGUGAAUAGUGGAACAUAUUAUAACAAGGGGUUUAUGGAUUAUGUCUAAGAGUGAAGUAUUAUUCUUAUAGAAGAGAAGGGGAUAUAUGGUUGAAGAUCUUCAUUUGAAAUAUUAAGGGUUUUACUCUGUUUUUGUCAGUAUGAACCCAAAAAAAUCUCCAUUAAUGUGACAAACUACAAAGUUGAAUGUUCAACAUUAGGUAAUAAAGAGCCCAUGGUGUAAGCACAUGCCCUCAUGUAGAAGAAAUUCUACUGUCAGUAAGCUUCAUUCUCUGACCUCACAAGUCUUUCAAUAGAAAGAGUAUUAUAGGCAUGUGUUUUAGCAUAGUUCUUUAUUUACCUUCUAAGAAUGUUUACCCAUUUGCAUGAUUUUGUUGUAACUCUUCCUCGUAUUGCAGUAGCAACAUCUUGACACAUGCUAGCAGUGCUAACUCCAAGUGAGUUAGCAUUUCCAAAGUCAACUUUUCUGAUAAAUAAAAAGAUACUUUUUGUGUCCAGUAUGCUACAUUUAGAGACAUUGAGUUUAGCCCAAUAUAAGCAUUGAUUUGUUUUCAGAAAACUCUUGAAAUAAAUAUGUAAAUUUUGUUAAAUUUAUAAGACUUGCAUUUGUAAUGGUUUUUAACCCUUUUGUUUUGGCAAUUGUUUCAACUCCAUAUUUUUCUUAAAUCUACCAUAUAUGCUCUUUCCAGUGGUACCAUUUUAUUAACACACAUUUGAUGGGUAUUUUCUAACGGUAAACAUUAUGAAAGUUACUUAAUGCUAGGCUAUAUAUGUUCACAAUACAUUGAAUAUCAUGAAUAUAGGACAAGCAUUCUCACCAAGGAAUUUCAUAUAUUUUUGUUCAAAUACAAAAAAUGCCAGUAUAAUAGUAAUUCUGAAAUGUUUUUCUUACAGUAUAGACUUGUUCUAUUUUCUCUAAUCAUUUUGAUAACCAAAUCUCAGACAUGAAAAUAUUUUCCUGCUGAUUUUAGAUCUAUUGUAUGGCAUAACUUUUUCCUGCUGCCACCAUAUGGCAGCACUUUCCAUGCCCUCUCUGAUUCAGAGGGUCGUAUGUCUUGACCCCUCUGGUUCUGAGGAGUUGUACGUCUUGACCCCUCUGGUUCUGAGGAGUUGUAUGUCUUGACCCCUCUGGUUCUGAGGAGUUGUACGUCUUGACCCCUCUGGUUCUGAGGGUCCUAUGUCUUAGGACCCUCAGAACUAGAGGAGUCUUAACGAUUGUUACAAGAUGUAGAAAUUAUUUUUAUGUCCAUCCCGUUGAAUAAAUUUGUUUAUGAAGUAAGCGUCCCCACUUAAUGAAGCAAAAGGGUUAAGUGAAACUGUACAUGAAGUCGUUCGGAAGUUGCAUUUAUUCAAAAUGUUAUAUUUCUCAUAUUGAGUAAACAUAAGUUGUACAUGUUAAUGUAGUUUUUUAUGAAAGUGACUCGUGUUAAUGUGUUAGGUAUAGUGAUUACAAGCUGUGAUGUUAUUAUUGUAGUGAUAAAGCUUCAGUUUAUUAACAAGGUAGAUACCAAAUGUUUUAAGACUGUUUAAGUUCCUUUGUAUAUAGCCAUAGAGGUGAAGAUCUGUUUGAUCUAGGGAAUGUUGCAUCUGCAACGAUCUUGGCUGUAAAACAUGAACGCAGUUUGGUAGAAGGGUUGCUGUACCAGUUGAAUUAAUAUUCCUAAUGUACAGUCUUUGAUAUCUGUGCAAACUUCAUAGUUAACUAACAACUGAAAUGUGACUUUUUCAAUUCAGAAAUCAAGGUUGUGUCUAUAAACAAAAUAUUUUAUGCAUUAAAACCAAGUUACAUUGAUUGUGUGUGCUCUAGCAAUAGUAGAGUUUAAAUUUUACACUAUGUGUAGCUUUCUAUAUUCAUUACCGAUUGUAGAGCUGCAAUCAUUUCAUUAAUGAAAUCCAUAAAUUUUAGGUAAUGAUUUAGAGUGUUGUUAGAAGUAAAAUGUUCAUUUUUUUUUUUGUUCAUAAAAUUACCAGAUUCCAUUCUGUUAAGGUCUAGUAAACAUUGCAACAUUAAGUACUGUACACACGUAUGUGUGUGUGUGUAUUACUCACUAUUAUAUCAAUGUUGAAGAGUUAAAUGAGCCGCAUUCUUUCUAGAUUAAUCCAAACCUGUUUUAAUUGUUGGCAGUGCACUUUUUAUUUUGAAAAGUUAUUGUUAAACUUCUUCCAUCUGAUAGUUAUAUAUAGGUUAAAAGCCACCAACACACACACACACACGCGCGAACGAACGAACGAGAAUACGUCCCACAGUUAUCAAGUCGUGGCUAGGCUAAUAAUGGAAGAGACCACACACACUAUUCAUAUUGUGGGUUGGAUUACUUGGUACAUUAAGAAUGUUUGGCAAUAUGAUGAUACCGAGAGUCCCAUGUAAUCAAACUGACAGCUGGAUUUGUACAUGUUUGAAUACCCUUGAUGCUUAGAUCAGUUGAAUGUGUUUGAUUCAUCUAUGGUCUUAAAUGACUACAGUUUGUUGAAAAUGCUCCAUGUAAACAACAACCAUUUUUGUUUAACUUCUGAGUAUUAGACUGGUUACUUAAAUAAUAUAAUUCAAAUUUUAACUCCAUCCUUAAAUUUAUUUCAAGAGUAGAAAUGUUUAAUUGUUUAAUAUGUAACAAUACUUAUUCUAAUGAAUGAACAUGUUAUUUAGGAAAAAGUACAUGCAUACAUUCAUAGGAUAUAGGUAGAUUGUUGGAUUCAUAAGUAGGUAAGGACAUUGCCUAAAGCCACUAAUAUACUUUAGGCAUAUCCUACAUUCUCUAUGCCUAGGAUACAUUAUAUCCUACAUUGCUUAUGACUAUUUUAUUUGUAUUAAAAAGAAAACUGCCAGGUUGAUGCUCAGUGCUUCCAGUAUUUAAUUACUCAUUUUUUAGAGACAGAGCAAGAGCAAUGUACAGUAUUCAUUUCAAAUUGUCCCUUAUCACAUUAUGUUGACCCUUCUUUCAAUGUUGGACAGUGCAAAAAGAGAGCGAGUUGUGUGUGUAUAAUUACCGAAUUGUAGUUACAGGAUGAGAACUAUGCUCGUGGUGUCCCAUCUUCCCGGUACUCGUAAUACUUUGAAACGGCUGACAGUUUUGGCCACCAACUUCUCAACUUGUUCCAAGCAUCUACCACUCUGCAAAAGUUAAUUCUCAUAUUUUUUUCAGUAGCUUUCUUUAGUUAGCUUAAAUCUAUGACCUCUUUGUCUUGAAGUUCCAGGUCUCAGGAAUUCUUCCUUAUGAAUUUUGUAGAUUUCCGUUACUAUUUUGUACUCGGUGAUCAUAUUGUCUUUCUGGGGGAAGCCCCGUCGGCUCCCUGGCGCUAAAGGACUGAUAUUAAUCUGGGGGCUUCAGUCAUAUGGAGUUGUCAUGCCUACCAGGAACCACGAGCCAGAACCUGGUUCCCUUAAAGAGGCAAAGGGAGCAAUGUCCUAUGAAAACUCCACUUUGAGAGAAUAUUCACAUCUGCUGUAGACUGGGGUUGGGCAUCCAGAAAGGUAGGCGCCCCAAAACAGACUCUAAUUUUUAGAAAAUUGCAACCGGAGACCGAAACAGAGGCUUAAACUCUCCAAGAAAAUACAAGGAAACAAGAAUAUGGUCAUCAACCUGAUGUGCCACUCGUUCUCGUUACCCCCUUUCCUGGGAGGGGGAGGGCCCCCUGUCCCACCGAGCCAGCCAUUUGCCCACCAGUUUGUCGACUGAAGCCGACUGGGGCGGAUGUUUACUCUGGCCUCAAUUGCCUGUCAGAAUUUUGACCCUAGCGGUGAUGCCUGCUGUGUGCUGAAGCGUUGGCGAAGAGUACUAGGGCUGCAUGCACUUGGGGUUCUCUUCCCUAGGUGCACAAUAAGUACUUCCCUUGGUUUUAGGGUCAUCUUUCCUGAGACUUGUGGGUUUCCACUCCGGUAGGGGUAGCGGUCACUUGGCUUCUGCCUCACCCUUGGGGUCAGCUUGGGUCUGUGUGUUUUCGUUUGGCUCUGGGUAGGGAGUGUUUGUUGCUGGUUGGGGCGCACUGUACUGCCAGCUUGCAUAAAAGCAGCGACCGUGCCUGUCUCUGGCCUCCUGUUAUUGUGGAGCACUUUUGGGGGUUCUUUACUUUCUAGUUUUUCCUGUCUGGUGGAGGGCUGCCUGACUUAUCAUCCUCCCCUCCCUCCUUCCCCCAAGAUUGCUCCCUUCCCAGGGGCAAGUUUGCCCGGUAUGGAUGGGGUUCAAUUAAUUACUCCCAGUUAAUACUUUCAUGAGCAAUCGAGACCGAACUAAUCUGGUAGAACAAAGCAUUAAUACAUAACUGACAAAAGCCUCAAAAUUGGAAUAUUAAUUAAGCAGCUUGUUAAGUAACCUGUUUUGUUUUAUAUUUGUGUAACAAUAUA